Sphenostylis stenocarpa is the source of this 927-nucleotide messenger RNA. Lineage: Eukaryota; Viridiplantae; Streptophyta; Magnoliopsida; Fabales; Fabaceae. The record is from the annotation of a GenBank genome assembly.
AUGGGAAGGACACCAUGUUGUGACAAGAAAGGUUUGAAGAAAGGACCUUGGACAGCUGAAGAGGAUGAAAUUCUUGCUAGUUAUAUCAAGAAAAAUGGUGGUCAUGGAAGCUGGCGUUCUCUUCCAAGGAUGGCAGGUCUUCUUCGUUGUGGCAAGAGUUGCAGGCUUAGGUGGACAAACUAUCUGAGACCUGACAUCAAGCGUGGUCCCUUUACCCUUGAGGAAGAGAAACUAGUCAUACAGCUUCAUGGCAUCCUAGGAAAUAGGUGGGCUGCAAUAGCCUCUCAGUUACCAGGAAGAACCGACAAUGAGAUAAAGAACUUAUGGAACACCCACCUGAAGAAACGUCUCAAAAGCAUGGGACUUGACCCUAGAACCCACGAGCCAUUGGCCUCAUCACCAUCUUACCCCUUCCACAAGGCACAUGCAUCUGUGUCCACACGCCACAUGGCUCAAUGGGAGAGUGCUAGGCUUGAAGCUGAGGCCAGGCUCUCAAAUGAGUCGUCAAGGUUCAGCCACAACACCAUCAAUCCCUAUUCAGAUACCAAAACCACUGACUCUGAUUACUUUCUCCGCAUUUGGAACUCUGAAGUUGGAGAGGCAUUUCGCAAUGUUGUAGUUCAUCAAAAAGCUGAUGACAACAAAAUCACCACUUCUAGCUCCUGUCACAGUCCUCUCUCUGCAGGAUCAUCUUCCAACAAGUGUGAUUCAAUUGCAACAAAUGCAGAUUUAGCUUCCAUUGCAGAAGAAAGCAUGCCCUCUAACAUUGUGAAACAAGAGAUGGAGUGGAGGACUCGAGGAUCUGAUUCUUCAAGCUCUAAUGACAUGGAGGAUUCAUCAGACACAGCUUUGCAGCUCUUGUUAGAUUUUCCCAUAAACAAUGACAUGAGUUUCUUAGAAGGAAACUCUUUUAUGUGUGCACUUUAG